Molecule: messenger RNA, 2451 nt
Organism: Penicillium angulare
Lineage: Eukaryota; Fungi; Ascomycota; Eurotiomycetes; Eurotiales; Aspergillaceae
Product: putative transcription regulator BDF1
Exons: 3
Coding region: 1-2451 (816 amino acids)
Biological process (GO): regulation of DNA-templated transcription; chromatin remodeling
Cellular component (GO): chromatin; nucleus
Source: RefSeq, a predicted model, not a curated record
AUGGCGACCCCGCCCCCCGAGGCUACUCCUGUGCUGAAGGAGGAGAAGCCCCAGCUUCCUCCAUCUCCCACUGGAGCUUCCGCCCCCGACGUGCCCACCAGUGCCACCUCAGAUAUCAAAAUGGAAGGCACAGAUACUCCUAUCGACAAGAGCCUACCCGCGGUAAAUGGCAAUGGCCAUAAUCCUGACGCGCCUGCCACCAACGGUACCAGCAACACCGCAUCACCUCCAAAGUCACCCGUGACUGCAGCCAUUACGGAAACCGCACCUGCGCCAGCUCAAGAGACUACUCCGACCGCAAUCGCUGUGGCUGACCAGAAACCUUCCGACCAAGCCACGCUGGCCUCAACAGCAGCCCCAGCUUCGGAAACACCCACUGUACACACGACUACAGAGGAGAAAGCUCCUGCUCCCACUGAACCAUCCCCCGUUCCCGCAUCUGAUCCUCCUGUUGGAUCUGCUAGAAGCCCGGACGAAGAUAUGAUGCAGCUCGAUGGCCCGAGCGACGCGGCCCCGGCCGCGCCUUUGAAAACCGAACUUCCUCACCAUCCCAAUACUGAGUCGGCUACACCAUCUCUCCCACCUCUUCAAACUGAUCAUGAAAUGAAAGAUGCCCCGCAGGUUGCGCCACCCUCGCCCUCCAAGCUCUCUCGUGAGCGUGAACCAGAUUAUGCAGAGGAGCCUGCUGCAAAACGCACCAAGGUGGGCGGUGAGAAUGGUGCACCAGUUGAACUCAAGCACAAAGGAUUGCCUACUCCCACCAUUGACACUUCGAGUCCGAACACUGCAUCUCGACAGUCAGCUGUCACUAAGAUACAGCACAAGUUCCUCACUAAGUGUAUAGCCUCCUUAAAGCGCAUGCAUGAUUCACGCUUCUACCGUGAGCCCGUGGAUCCUAUCAAACUGAACAUUCCAAACUACCUUCAGGUCAUUACCCGACCUAUGGAUCUAGGUACAAUCGAGAGAAGACUGAAGGCCAACGAAUACUCAUCAGCACAGGAAUUGAGUGAUGACUUUGCCCUGAUGGUUCAAAAUUCUUUGACUUUCAAUGGCCCUGAUCACCUAGUUGCCCAAGAAGGUCAAAAACUUAAGGCCACCUUUAAUAAACAGAUGAUCAACCUCCCGAAACCCGAAGAGGUUGAAGAAAAGAAGCCGAAGAAGUUGACGGAGAAAACCUCCGCUGCUCGCCGAGAGCCUCGCACCUCGUUGCCUAGUCAACCUGUGAAAGCAGCGUCUCCCAAGAGCGCCAGCGCUAGCACUACGUUCGCACUGGGCCCUGAGGGCUUGCCCACUAUUCGCCGGGAUUCGUUCAACCCUGACGGACGCCCCAAACGGUCUAUUCACCCUCCUAAACGCGAUUUGCCUUAUUCCACCAAACCUAAAAAGAAGAAAUACAUGUGGCAACUGCGAUUCUGUCAGGAGGUCCUUGACGAAAUGCACAAGGCCAAGCAUGCCCUUAUCGCUACCGCCUUUUACUACCCAGUGGAUCCUGUCGCGCUUAAUAUCCCCACCUAUCACAACGUCAUCAAAAAGCCAAUGGACCUGUCAACCGCGCAGGGCAAGCUCAAAACAGGCCAGUACGAGAACGCAGAGGAGUUCGCGGGCGAUAUCCGUCUCAUGCUCAAAAACUGCUUCAAAUUUAAUCUCCCAGGCGACCCAACUUAUGCGGCUGGUCAAGCACUUCAGGAUCUUUUCGAAAGCAAAUGGAAAGAGCUGGAUUCAUAUGUGAAUAAGCAUGAGCCACACCAGGAACAUCACACCGAAUCCUCGGAAGACGAUAGCGAGGAGGAUGCGGAAGAAAGCGAUGGGGAGGAUAAUGAGAAACUCUCGCUACUUCAAAAACAGAUUGCAGAGAUGUCCCGCCAGGUUGAAAUGAUUCAGAAGAAGAAGAAGACCCCACCCGCCACGAAGAAGUCUGCCAAGGCGAAGCCGGGCAAAAAGGAUAAGAAGAGUAGCAGUGGCAGUAAGAAAGACAAGAAGAGCGGCGGUAGCAGCAGCAAGUCCUCCAAGAAGCAGAACCGCUUCGUGACCUAUCACGAAAAACAGAUAAUAUCCAACGGGAUCAGUAGUCUUCCUGACAAGAAGAUGCAUGAGGCCCUUGGAAUUAUUCAAAGCAACGUUCCUUCUCUAAAGGGCACUCAAGAAGCUGAAAUCGAACUCGACAUCGAUGAGCUCCCCGAUAACGUUUUGUUGAUGCUGCUUGAAUUUGUCAAGAAGAACGUACCACACGUCAUGGAUGAUGAGGAAACUUCUCCCGCCCCUAACUAUGCUGCUCCAAAGCCGAAAAAGAACAAGCCUAUGAGCAGUGCUGAGCAAGAGGCUCAAAUCAAUACACUCCAGAGCAACCUCUCCCGCUUUGAGAGUGGAGGUGCGCCCAUGCCAUCAGUUGAGCACAAUGAGUCCAGUGAGGAGGAGUCGGAUGACGACUCGGAGGAAAGUGAGGAGGAGUAG